AAGCACACCUCCAUACCAAAACUAUAGUAACGACUCAUCCACAUUACAUAUAACAAACAUGCAAGCCGCCGCCGCCGGCAACAGGCCUCACGCCGCCCUACUAGCGAGCCCCGGCAUGGGCCACCUCAUCCCCGUCCUCGAGCUCGGCAAGCGCCUCGUCACCCACCACGACAUCGCCGUCACCAUCUUCGUCGUCGCCACCGACGCCGCCACCACCAAGUCCCUCCUCAAAUCCUGCCCCACGACCAACUUCUCCAUCGUCCCGCUCCCGGCCGUCGACGUCUCCCACCACGUCGACCCUUCCGACCACAUCGUCACCAAGCUCCUCGUCAUGAUGCGCCACUCCAUCCCCAACCUCCGCUCCGCCAUCUCCGCGUUGGCGGACCCGCCCACCGCCCUCAUCGUCGACAUCUUCGGCACGUCGACGUUCCCCGUCGCCGACGAGCUCGGCAUGCUCAAGUACGCGUUCGACACCACCACCGCCUGGUUCCUCGCCACCACCGUCUACGGCUCCUCCGCCGAGGACGAGGUGGCAAGGCACGUCAACUCGAGGACCCCGCUCGUGGUCCCGGGUUGCAAACCGGUCCGGUUCGAGGACACGCUCGACGCCUACCAGGCGAUGGGGGACCGGGUUUUCGACGAGUUCCAGCGCGUCGGGGUCGAGCUCGCGACGGCCGACGGGAUCCUGGUCAACACGUGGGAAGAGAUGGAGGGGGAAACCCUGGAGGCUCUCAGGAACCGGAAGGCCCUGAAAGACGUGGUUAGGGCCCCGGUCUACCCGGUCGGACCGUUGGUCCGACCAUCGCCACCUCUGGAGACCAACGAGCCGAACGACGUCGUGGAGUGGCUGGACGGGCAGCCCGACCGGUCGGUCAUCUACGUGUCGUUCGGGAGCGGCGGGACCCUCCCGCGUGCCCAGCUGGCCGAACUGGCCUGGGGGCUCGAGCUGAGCGGGCAGCGGUUUGUGUGGGUGGUCCGCCCUCCUCCAGUAGAGGACGGAGACGUUUCAGCCGCUUUCUUUUCUCUGGAAGAAGAAAGCGGUUCUGAAGGACCCCAACGGUACCUUCCGGAGGGAUUUUUGUCCCGGACCCACGACAGGGGGCUGGUGGUCCCCAUGUGGGCCUCGCAAGCGGAGAUCCUGGCCCACCCCGCGGUGGGCGGGUUCCUGUCGCACUGCGGGUGGAACUCGACGCUGGAGAGCCUGACGAACGGGGUGCCGAUGGUGGUGUGGCCGCUGUACGCGGAGCAGAAGCUGAACGCCGCCCUGCUGGCGGAGGAGCUCCAGGUGGCGGUGCGGCCGGGGUAUAACAACGGCGGCGUGGUGAAGAGGGAGGAAAUUGAGGAGAUGGUGAGGAGAGUGAUGGUGGCGGAGGAGGAAGAAGGGAAGGCGAUGAGGGAGAGGGUGAUGGAGCUGAAGGAAAGCGGGGAGAGGGCGUUGAGCCGGAAGUUGAAGGGUUCGUCGUACAGCGCGCUGGCGCAGGUGGCGAGGGAGCUGGAGUUGAACCACCAGCGGGUGGUGGCUAAAGCUCGUGGCUAGCUCCGGGGCCCAGGGAAUUAGCGACCCACGUAUGACGUGCAAGAAUGUGGGAGGCGGCCUUGUAUUUUGUUGAAGUGAUGGGGAAAAAUAAUGUGUGUUUCAAAUGGUCUACAAUGGAUCGAUGUUUAUUAUGUGAGAAUUUGUAGUAUAAAAUAUAAGUAGAUCUGUAUUACGUGGGGAGGAUGAUUCUCUCUUGCUUAUUUUCGUUUUGUUUAUAAGGAAGUGUCAUAGUAUAUGGUGAUUACUAUGUGUUUUUUUAUGCUACUCUCGUUCUCCAUUCCUCUUCGGUGAACCCAAGAAAGGAAAGCUGCAUGAGCAAAGAGUUUUUCUAAACAUUCCAUAUCAACAUUUCCAAAUUAACAAACUCAUAUCCGCCCUAUACUCUUUUCGGUAAGGAGAAAGGGGAGGGGAUUUGCAACUCAUUCUCUUACUCGCGGUUUCGGGUACCCAUGGGUAAUAUACCCGUCUAGUACAUCUAAUGUUAUUAUACGUAUAAUUCAACAUGUAGACCAUAAGUUAUAACAUUAAGUCAUGAAAUCAACAAAACUACGAUCAUUCUUAAUAUGAGUUCAAUGCACCCAAUUCCAAAACAUCCAUUAAUCCAUAAAAAGUACAAUACUGUCAGAAUAAUCUCCGACUUCGACACAUCUCCUAAGCAAUAAAUAACUAAGAUAAUC
Linum trigynum is the source of this 2214-nucleotide messenger RNA. The record is from the annotation of a GenBank genome assembly. Lineage: Eukaryota; Viridiplantae; Streptophyta; Magnoliopsida; Malpighiales; Linaceae.